Molecule: messenger RNA, 579 nt
Organism: Penicillium diatomitis
Lineage: Eukaryota; Fungi; Ascomycota; Eurotiomycetes; Eurotiales; Aspergillaceae
Exons: 2
Coding region: 1-579 (192 amino acids)
Source: RefSeq, a predicted model, not a curated record
AUGACCCACUACUUACAGGAGUGGAUAAACCUCAGUCCUCCUCUGAGAAUAGCCGCCGCAAUUGCACUAGCCGUCGGUGACCUUGCAGAACGCACAGAAAGCCCGCGUACAGUUCGGUAUAUCAGCUACUGCCUGAUCAAUCAACGACAAAACUGUGUACCUCCAUACAAUAUUCCAAGCCAAGCGGUCUCUGUGUACCAUUCAGUCUCCGGCCAAUAUCUAAGCAUCGACCUCGCCAUCCCUGCUCUGAGCGAUCAGGGUAAUAGCCAAGUCCAUCAGAACGAUUUCAUUCCCAUCGCGCAAAAGAUUCGCUCGUGUUACUGCGAUAUUCGCGAAGACAAGGACCAUGUCAACCUCGUUCCAGCAUACUGGGCAAUGUCGACCUCGACUCCAGGACCCGAUCCCUCUGUAGCCCCAGCACGCAACGAGACACCUUCUGCGUCGAUCUCUAGCAUGGGCGUGCUCGACAACAUUGUACAGCAUCGCUAUGGGAGUUUCACCGUGGGACGUCCCUGGGUAACUGGGGAAGAAUUGGGGACCGGGCUGGGGCUUUUCCUGGAUACGUGGAAAGGCAAGUAG